Messenger RNA from Saprolegnia parasitica CBS 223.65, 11984 nucleotides. RefSeq lists its product as hypothetical. Gene Ontology annotation, biological process: protein ubiquitination. The record is from RefSeq and is a predicted model, not a curated record. The coding region runs from base 27 to 11984 and encodes 3985 amino acids. The transcript is spliced from 10 exons. Gene Ontology annotation, molecular function: protein binding; metal ion binding; ubiquitin-protein transferase activity. Lineage: Eukaryota; Oomycota; Saprolegniomycetes; Saprolegniales; Saprolegniaceae.
UUCCGCAAUAGAAAUUUCCAGUCGGGAUGAACAGCGCCGAGAGCGACAUGGCUCGGCCGCUGCCGACGGACCUCCUCGACCCCCUCGACAAGAUGACCUCCGAGACGCGGUCCCAGCGCCUCAUGACGGAGCUGGCCGCGCUCUCGGCCGACCGCGAUCAUGUGGUCUCGAUGGAGUCGCUUACGUACCUCAGCGUCAUGGGCCGCGUCGAAGCGAUCAAGCUGGCCGUCGAGAAGCCUCUGGCCGACGCCCCGUCCAAGGGGACCGACCGCGUUUCGGCGGACGCGGCCCGGCGGCAACGCGUCGAGGAGCUCACGCGCUUCUUCAUGGAAGCCAAGUCGGACAUUGAGUUUGCGCUGAGCGGAGGCUUGGGGCGUCGGGAGCGUGCGCGACAAGACCAAAUCGAUUCGGACGGCAAGUCGGACGAGGAGAAGAGUGAUGCAUCGAUGCAGGAGGCGAGCAUGGACGACGCCAAGCCCGAUAGCAUGGCCGACGAGGCGCCCCCCUCGCCCGAGCGCACGCACUUUCAGCUGCUCUCAGACCCGAUUGACGCGCGGGUGUUUCACCCCCUCUUGCUCUCGAUCCGCGACUCGGACCCGCUCUUGUAUGGUACGAUCUUGUGUCAUCCCCUCGUGGCGGUGCACGACCCGCGACGCGAGAAGCAGCAGAAGGCGCAGCUUCCGUCCAAAACGAAGAAGAAGAAGCAGAAGAACGACAUCCCCGCAAUGUACCAGCCCGACUUUGCGGCGCCGCUGCUCACGGACGACGAAGCGACCGUGCACGCCGCACGCUUUGUGGCCCGCGCGCUGGCCGAUGGCACGAUUCCGGCACUUCUGCUUGCAGCGCAAGUCGUGCUCUCGUUUGACUUGAGCAAGCAGUACCCGCUUGUGUCACAUCUCAAGGUCCUGCGCGGCGAGGCCGCCCCGGGGGAAGCAGCGCCUGCCGCACCCAAGGUACAGCCCAAGAAGCCGCUGGUGCCUAGCUCGGACGUUGUCUUGGACACGGCCGACUUCAUGAGCAGCGUCAUGGAGCUCGAAGGAACCAUGGGCCCUCUAGCGGCGCUCCGCUCGCGCUUGGGGCGACUCGAAGAUAGCAUGGACGAAGACAUGGACGCGAUGAGUAACAGCAGCAGCAGUCAGCUGCCCCUCGAAGAAGUCGUCGAUGAAGAAGCGCUUAUGGCCCGUGCGAUUGCGCUCUCGUUAUCGCCCGAGCUGCAGGUCACGGACGCCGACGCAAUCGAGUCCAAGGUCGAUGCGGACACAUUGUUGCCGGAAAAUGCGCCCAAAUCCUUGCCGACAGCGUACAGCCCCGAUGAGCUCACGGCGUUUGCCGUCUUCGAUCUCUCAUCCGCAAGCGAUGCGACUGUCGCCGGUAGUGUCGUCCUGCAGUAUCUCUGGACGGGCGUCCACGUCAUCUGCCGCGAGUACGUCGAGCUCGCCGAGACCAAGCGCACCGUGUCCGCGAGUAACCCGAUUGUACCCAACCCGCUCGCGUUCCUCUUGCUGCAGUCGAUGCUUGCCCGGGUCGGAGCGCAUGUCGACGGCUCGGACCGCGACGCUUUGGUGUUUACGUCUGGCGCCGUCGUACUUUUGCAUGCGCUCGACGCAUACCUCUUCCAUGUGCACGUCAUGGGCAUCGCACCGGCGUCCGUGGGCCUUGGCCAGUCGUCGACGAACGCCAACCCACUGCCGCUGGCGCUCAAGAACGUUCUUUUGCACUACAUGGCGGGUAUCGAAGGUCCCGAUGCGCCUCUGGACCCGGUCGUGUUUACCGACGCCUCGGCGUCGCUAUCAGCGUCCGUCGCACGGUACCGAGCGUGCCUUCCGGCGCAGGCGCGUGUGACGUGGGCCCGCGGCAUCGCGCAUUUUUAUCCGACGCACAGCGAGCGCCACGCGCUACUGCACUCGCUUCUCGGGCAGCUUCCACACGCGCACGCGCAAGUCGAUUUGCUCUGCACCCGUCUUGCCAUUCCCGACCUAGCGCUCGGCUUUGUGCCUGCGUUGCACGAAGAGUACAGUGCCGAGACCAGACCGCGAACGCUUCUGGACGAUGAUGCGUUCGCAAGCUCCAAGCUGUGUAUAUGGCCGCCCUCGCUUGUGCGCGAGUCGCUCGAGGCGAAUACGUGUCGCUCGUCAAGCGUGUUGGACUUUUUGCUGGCGGUCGCGCCGGGCUUGUUUGAUGUGGCAACCUCGACCGACGCGUCGCUGGACACCGUUGCGAACAUGUACGCGCAGGCUUUCGAGAGCCAAGCCGAUGCGCUCAAGCAGACGUGGUCGCAUCUGCUGCCGACGAUGCAGAAGCUCACAGAUUAUGUCGCCCACGAGCCUGUGCUUCGCACGGUCGCGUUCCCGACACCGGCGUUUUCGUCGACGACGGUGCCGCUUCUCGGGAAGGCACCCAACGCGCGCCUCCAGCUUCUUCGCGCCCUACAAGAUGGUCUCCUCGCAUCUUUGCACGGCUCGAUAGCGGGCGACGAGCCGACGCGUCUCGAAUUUGACGGUGCGCGCUGCGCCGACACGCUUACACUCGUGGACGGCCAGUCAAGCGCAAAGCAGCACACGGCGAAACAAUGGGGCAUGGUGCUCUCGACGUAUGGCUGUGCACCCAAUACGGGCCUCCACGAGUGGGCCGUACGUCUCGAUCGGUGCGAGAAGGGUCACGUCUUCCUUGGUGUCAGUACUCGUGAAGCGUCCGUCGCGACGUACGUGGGAGGUGACCGCCACGGCUGGGGCUUGAUUGGCACGCGCGCGCUGUGGCACAACCGGUCCAAGGUUCGUGGCGACUAUGGCGACGGCUUUAGCACCGGUAGCGUCGUGCGCAUCCGUCUCAACACGGACACGGGCGCGCUUAGCUUUGGCCUCCUCGACGACGACUCGGACUGGGGCAUUGCGUUUGACGGAUUGACGCAACAUGGCACGCUGUAUCCUGCGAUCGGCCUCUACCAGCGCGACGACCAGGUCACGCUUGUGCCGGCGUCGAUCGGCGCCUCGUCCGCGACGAUCAGUGCUGACCACGCGAUUACGCCCUUGUACCAGGAGGUCGUGCUGCACACCUUUUUCGAGUAUGUGCACUCGGUCGUCGGGUCAUUGCCCAACUUUUGGUUCGCGCUUGGUGUGCCGCUCUUUAGCUCGCUGUGUUUGCUCGUGCGCCAGGCCCAGCGCAGCCCAAACCACCCGCUUGCAACCAUGUUUGCCCUGCAUCUCCUCCCCAAGUGCUUGGAAGUGCUGCUGCAUCUGGAUGGACCAAAGUCGACGACAAACCAACAGCGUCAGCUCGGCCUUGUUAUCGGCGGCAAGUGGGAGCUCAAGAGCAUGGCGGCGGGCACAAUCCCCGCCCAGCAAUAUGUUUUGGACCUCGACCAAUCUCCUGACGGCGGUAUGCGUGGGCACAGUGCGUCGUCGUCGGUGGCCGUCGAGGGUACCAUCCAAGGCACGCGUGUCUCGUUUGUCGAGACGUGGACCCAAGGCGGCACGUGUCUCGUCCAGGGCCGUCUCCGAAUUGAUGGCCGCGUCUUCCAUGGCACGUACGAAGACACAAAGAGCCACACGAUUGGCGGUAUUUCCGGUAGUGCGCUCUUGCCGCGUGCGCCGCCGUGCCCGGACCUCAAGCUCGUCAUCCAGAUGGUCGUGGGCACGCUCAUCGGUGCCUACAACACGGUGCUGCUCACCAGCGACCCAGAGCCAAGUGCGUACCAGAGUUUCCACGCAAGCGACGAGACGGACAACACGUCGCCGCUGUCGCCGGAAGCUACAACCGAAGAGUACGAAGAGUGGGUACAGAGCCCACUUUUUAGCGGCGGUCUUCCAGAGCUCUUGCCGCACGUGACGGUCGUUGCGCAGCGCUUUGCCGUGCCAACGUCGCCCUGGUCCGCGAUGGCGUCGCGCUGGUCUCAAGCGGUGACGCCGGCGCUCACGUCCGCUCCGGUGGAGCCAUCGACUUUCUUGGCGGAUCUUAUCGCUGGGCGCAACGACGUUGACGCGAACAUUACCAAGCACGCUGGCGAGUCGCCGUUCUUGCGUCUUGGCGGCGACGCGAUGAAGACGGCGCGGCGUAUGAUCUGCGCCUGCAUGCUCUGGCACACGGGCUUGACGCUUGACAACAUGGUCAUUUCCGAGACGGAGCGGCCGAACGAGAACGUGCUUCACAUUUGGCGUGCGGCCCAGCGUGUGGUCGAAUGGAGUGUGCGCAUGAAGCAGCAGCAUUCGCACAGCUACAGUGACAUGGCGACGUACCUCAUGCAACGCGCGCGGUUCCUCCUGCAACUCCAGAACCCGCUCGCGCUCAACUGUGCGUCUUCGGAGCGUCUCUUCUCCGAGACGCUCAUGCACGUCUCGCGCUUCCUCCAGGCGACGGGCACGCACUUGGGCAAACUGCAUCAGAUGCUCUUGCGCAACGCAGGUCGCGCGUACUUUCGUGCCAUGGGCUUGCAUUCGAUGCGCUUUGUGCUCGAGCUCGGCCUCACCAACUCGUCAAGCGCCCUCUGUCAUGCGCUCCAGUGGCUGCAUCUGGACCCGCUCGCCGAAAAGACGGCGCUCCAGAAGCUUCGCAUGCACCACUUUGAUCAUGGCAUUCACGGCUGUGGCCGCGUGCUCCAUGGCCACGUCAAGGAUGCAUGGGAAGCGUUGUACGCACACUUGGCGUCGACCUUGUCGCGUGCGACGUGGGCCAAGGACGCGGAUCUACAGCUUGUCGUGCUGCAAGCGUGGGGCGUGCUGAUUACGCCGGACGACCACGCAUUUGUAUCGCGCGUCGGCAUUUUCCGUAUUUUGCAGACCGUACUCGACGAGGCCCGGUCCAGCGCGGUCGUGCCCAAGCAUAUUGUGCAAGCCGCGCUCAAGGUUGUGCACUUGCUCGCGGCCCAAGUUGCGACCGGCACGCUCCCCGAAGAAACGUCGGUCGCGACAAGCAUUCCGCUGUCGCGCAAGCCGUCGGGUCCGGAAACUCUCGGCAAGUCGGUGUUUGAGAUGCUCUUUACCGAGCUCCGGAACGCUCAAGAAGGCUCGGCGUCCAAAGAGGCGCAGCAGUAUGGCCUCCAGAUCUGCGGGCUUCUGUACAGUGUAACACUUGUCCUCGCCCAAGUGGUUGCGCCUCUUUUGCGCCUCGUCGAGACAGGCUCGUCGCCCGUCCAACGCCGCGUGCUUCAGCUGCUGCGUCGCCUCUUGCCGCACAUUCACCCGCGCCGCUGCGUCCAGUGGGCCGAGGCCGAUGACGACAUGGAAGAUGAUAGCAUGAUGCUCGACGAUCCAGCACCGGGUCACACACCAUCGAGUCUCGUCGUCUUCUUCCUCACCCUCACGCAACUGGCAGGACCGAGCUCGCCCUCGCGCCUCUCCCCAGGCUCCUCGCACGGACUCGUCGGUGAGGUGGUGCAUCUCCUGCGGUCGCUCUUCGUCGCUGACGGUUGGAAGAGUAUCUUGCACGACGUGCUUUUGGAUGCUCUCUCCAAGCAAGAGACGUCGUUUGUAUCCGAAGCCGACGCCCUGGAUGCGCUCUUGCCUCAGUGGACGGAGUGGUAUCGCGACCAGAUGCAAGCUUGCGCCGCCCUUUGCGUCUUGGGUGGACACAUUGAAGGACUCCAAGUGGGCCACAUGGUCAAGCUGGCGCCGCGCCCAAGUUCGUCGGACGUGGUUUUCAAGGGUGCGAAGGGCGUCUUGGUCGGAAUGGACCUCGACAAGUCAUCGGUCGAGGUGCUGCUGCACAAGGGUAGCGAGUGGACGGGCGCGGGCGCGUCGACAAGCACGACCAACAAUCGCCCGAUCCGCGUCGCGCUCGAAGACAUUGUACAGUGCCCCGAGGUCGAGUGGAAGGACAUGGAGCCCGAGGUCAUUCAGCGCCUUGUUGUGCACCACACGCCACAGUUUCUCCAGGCCGUCCUGAGCAUUGCCGCCCCGAGCACGACAAGCUCUAGUGAAGACGAGAACAAAGAGCCCAAGGACGCACCGUUGUCGCUGGACGCGAUCCGCUCCGUGGUCGACGAAGAACAAAAAAUGCUGCAAGCGCUUGUCGGGCUGCACGGUAUCCGCGCGAUGGGUCCGUGGCUGCACCAGCCGGCAUGCCCCGUGUGGCUCCAGCCGACGCUGCCGUUGCUUUGCCAAGUGGCGACGCUACCUACGUCGACGAGUGGGCUCACCGAUUUGAGUAUCCUCGAAGAGCAGUGGCUCCUCCUCUACCGCAAGUGGCUCGAGGAACACCAAAGCAAGUUCCCCAAAGAGGCAUCCCCCACAUCGGGGGCAGCGGCAACCGACGCUGACGCCCCAAAGACAGCCCCGGCUGCCGCGGCGCCACCGUCGGCCUUGUGCCUCCAGAUGAUGGAGAUGGGAUUUCCGCGCGAGUGGUGUGAAGUUGCGCUCGCCAAGUGCGCGUAUCAAGUGGAGGUGGCCAUCAACUUUUGUUUUGAGCACUCUGGCGAGAUGGACCGACUCGUGCAGCAAGCGACGCAAAAAGCCAAGGCGCCGGCGCCACGCAAGGAGCGCGCUGAACCGUCCGUGCCGCCGAUGCUCCUUGAGCAGCUGAGCGAGAUGGGUUUUCCAGUCAACUGGUGCAAGAAGGCCCUUUUGGCAAACCGCAACAACGUGGACGCAGCACUCACGUGGAUCCUCUCGAACGGCGAAGCGCUCGAGGCCGAAGACCGCCGUGAAGAAGAAAAGGCAAAGGACGUUGUCGAGCACGUUGAGCGAUCGACGGUGCGGCAAGGCCCCAACCCACUUCGGCACAUCAGCGGUCAAGCAUCGAUCUCGGACGAUCUGCUCGUCGAAGGCAUGGCUGGUGGCGGCUUUGCGUCCGUCGGCGCGCCCGACUGCAUCGUCUUCACGGGUCGUUGGUACUACGAAGCGACGCUGCUAACCUCGGGCUGCAUUCAGAUUGGCUGGGCGGACGCUGCGUUCUCGGGCGCGUCCGAGCGUGGCACGGGCGUUGGCGACGGGCCGCACUCGUGGGCCUAUGACGGCUGGCGCCAGCAAAAGUGGCACGGCCUUAGCAGCCCGUACGGCCGCAAGUGGAAGGUCGGUGACGUGAUUGGCUGCGGCGUCGACUGCGACGCUGGGACCAUCUCUUUUGCCUCAACGGCGAGUACAUGGGCGUGGCCUUCCGCGGCAUUGACCUUUAACCGGCGCGAGCGCCUCGCCUUCAACUUUGGCGGCCUGCCCUUUUGCACGACGUCGCUGGCGCAUGCCAACUUUGCGCCGAUCUUGCGCACGCUUCCGACAGAUCCAACGGCGUACGUCAAGGGGUCGCUCGAAGACAGUCUCGAAGAGUGUAUGGGCGAAGAGCAAUACGCGUCGGACGCGCGGUACUUUGGGAAGGACCUCAAGGCCGCUGCGACUAUUCCGGGCCGCGCCAAGCUCCAGAAUGCUGCGGCGCUGCAGUCGUCCCCGUCGUCGGCGUCGCUCCUUGGCGACUGGAUGCAACUCACGCGCCAGUUGGCUAUCUUGCAUGCCCGCAAGGCUCUUUUGGCAAUCUGGAGCCAGUGGCCCGUCGACUUGGCCGUGCCUGACGUGCCCGCCGAGUCGUUUUAUACGUUCCUGAAGCUCGUGGCACCGUACGCAACGCUGGCCACGGGUGAUGACGCGAUCUUGUCGUCGCUCGACACGCUUCGACCGCUCACGCUUCAGAUGCUCGCUUCGCACCCAGGUAUCGCAACAUCAAUGCUGUCGGCGUUGAGCGACCAUGUCGCACUCGCUGGCACGCGCAAGUACGCCAAGAUUCCCUGGGACGCACCCAACGAGCUCGUUGUCGUGUCGAGCCUCGCGCAGCUUAACGACGCGCCGUGGACUGACAACGAAGUGCUGACGCACCCCAACGUGCACUUUGCCGAGUGGGUGACGUUUUUGCUGCUGGAGCACAGCCGGCCAUCCGUGCGUGAAGCCCUUUUGCAAGCGUGGCUCUGCGUCCUCAAGUCACCCAGUCUGUGCUUGAAGGACAAGGCUGCGCAGCUUUUGUCUCGGUUCGUGCCCGAGAUGCCGCUGGAGACAAUUUCGCGCUUCCCGCUGGAACGACUCGUCGCUCUCUGCACCCAGCGCCUCGCAAAGGAGUAUGUUCACUUUCCGAUCUGCUCCAAGUACCUCCAACACCUCAUGGAGCUCACGUCGACGCUGUGUAUUGCGCACGGUGACGUCUUGCCGACGAGUUCGCUUGCGCAGCGCGUCUUGGCCGCGAAGGCAGCGUACGAGACAUUGCAGCCGCUCGAGCUCCUCGAGUCGCCACACGUGGACGAGGCCGAGAAGCAGGACGAGUCGAUGGGCGACGACGACGAUGAUGACGACGGCAUGACGCCGCCGCCACCGCCACCGCCAAUGGAUUUGGCCGCCAUUGCUCAGAUGAACGCAGAAGACAAGAACGGACUGCCUGUGGACACGCCGGUCGCGACCGCUGCGCGCGCACCAGUGCCGCCGUUCCCGCUGCAGCUCGUUGACAGCUCUCUUUUGACGCCCGAGCAGCGAGUGCACAUGGAAGCAGCGUACCUCGGGUUCAAGUCGGGCGCGCCUGUGUCGUGGCCCUAUGGCUUUGACAUGGGUGUCGUUUCGGACGACGCGAAGGCGCAUCUGUGGACGGGCGCCGUAACGCAGCUCAAGGUUCAGCGCCCCGUCGACGAGCUGGAGGCGGCAAAGGCUGCGGCCGAGGUCAUUCCGCCGCUCGGCAUCGGCUGCAAGGUCAAGCGUGGGCCGCACUGGAAGUGGCGCGACCAAGAUGGCGGUGAUGGCAUGAUUGGGACUGUCGAAGGGAUUAGCCCCUGGAGCGGCGUGGAAGGCGAGGGCAUGAGCGUCCGCUGGCCCAACGAAGCACUCUACACGUAUCGGUGGGGUGCCGACGGCAACUACGACUUGACUCACGUGGAAGUCGACGACCAAAACAACGUGGUGCGAACGUACCCGACGCCCAAGCCGACGGUCGGCGCCACGCUCUCUGCCGCAGACAUUCUCGCCAACCCGUUUUCGGUUGAGCUUCACUUUGGCAUGGUGCUGCGGGUGUGGUCGACACAUGAUGGUCGUGUCGAGGGCGUCGUCGAGUGGCCCGACCACCAAGCCAUCAUUGCGGUUGCCGGGACGUUUGCAGACCACACGUUGCAGUUGCAAGAAGUGGCCAUGCUGCAAGGUGACAUGGACAUGGGCUGGAGCUUGCGCUUUGGCUGCGAACGGUGGCUCCCCGGCACCAAGUACUCGCUCGUCGUGGACGCAUCGACUUGCUGGGGCGACGCUGUCUACUAUGGGUGGCACGAAAAAGCGUGGUCGCUUGUCAAGAGCCAAGUGCGGCUUCAGUCAGAGCUGCUCUUCUCGCUAGACCCGCACGCCGCCAACCCGGCGCUGCAAGUUGCUACCGACGGGCAGAGCGUGCAGUGCCUCAGCGGCGACUCGCGCAAUCUCGUGCUCGGCACCGUCGGCUUUAGUGCCGGUGUGCACUACUGGGAGCUGCGCGUCGACCAGGCCGAGUUUGGCUCUGUCUUUCUCGGCGUCUGCGAAAAGCAGACCAAGGGUACGACGGUCGUCAACCUCAACCGGUGGCAGGGCUGGGGGUUUGUCAACUUUCGCGCUACGUACCACAACUCGACCGAGCGCAUUUACGGCGACCACUUUAACGCUGGCGACACGAUUGGCGUCUGCCUCAACAUGGAGUCGGGCAAGCUCUCGUUCUUUAUGGACGGUAUCAAGUACGGCGAGCACAUUGUGACGGACCUUGGCACGGCGUUCGAAGGUCUCAAGCACGACAACCAGAGCCCGAAGACGCUAUACCCGUGCAUUGGUUUGCGCAAGGCUGGUGACAAGGUGACACUGAACGGCAAGUGGAUCAGCUCACCCGGCGUUCCUCCCGCGUUGGUGUGUAAGACGGCGAUGGCGUUUUCGUCGCUCGUGCACCGCCUCGUGCGGCAGCCGCCGGCGCCGCUGCCAGAGUCGUUUGUCCACAGUGGGUACCGGCAGUACCACCGGUGGCUCACGCAGCACACGCUGCGGGUUCUCACGCGCGGGCGUCUCUCUGUGGACCUCGACACGGCUGUGACGAGCUGCCAGCGCGUCUGUGACGCUGCGCAAGCACCGAUUGCAUUUUUCGCCGGGGAUCGCGUUCGCAUUCUCUCCAAGGGCGGUCGCGCGCUGGACGCACCCGAGGAAGCCGUCGUCUUGGGUGUGUACCGCGACCGCCUCUGGUACCGCGUCGAAACCCAGGGCAACGAAGGCAGCGAAGAGGGUCGGUCGUACGCGUGGUACUGGGACGGCACCGAGCUCCCCGAGCUCAUUCUUGUCAAGCGCGACGGCGUCGACGUGAGUUCGGGCGCCAUUCCAGCGCCGGCGCCUUCCAGCACCCCCGCGCUCCACGCAGACGAGCUCGUGGCGCUCUCGAGUCUUGGUGGCUACCAAGCGCUUGCGCUAGCGCCAGUCCACUCGCUCUCGACCGACGUGCAGCUGAUCGAACACCUCAACGGCCUCUGUGCGACGCACGGCGUGGACGCCGUGAACCUCUCGUGGUCGCACAUUCAAGCCGUGCAGCUGUCACUUCCUGUGGAUGGUCUCGAGACGCCCAUGCUACGCGCUCGUCUCGCACUCCUUCUCGCCUUUCAGCAGCUCGUAUUGCAGGCGAGUCCACUCUUGUGCUUUGACGAUGGGUCGCGCACGAGCCGGGAGCUGCUCACGCUGCGGCGCCUCGUGUGUACGAGCACGAAACUCAGUCUUUGGGACAGCGUCUUGCGCGCGACGACGACCGCCACGCCGCUGCCGUCCGAUGAGUAUGAAGACCCUCGCGAGAUUCGCGUGCUGCGCAUCAACCGGAUCCAAGCACAGGCCUCCAAGCUCGCCUUGUGUCCCGCGCCGUCGGACCGCCUGCGCAAGUCGGUGUUUGGCCAGCUCUACCGCGAGAUGCGCACAUGGAGCGACUCUGGCUUUCGCCGCGCGUACAUUGGCAAAGGCCACGGCGGGCAAAAGCGUGCGUUCAAGGUCAAGUUCCUCGGCGAGGGUGUCAACGACUAUGGUGGCCCGUACCGCGCGGUCUUUGAGCAAAUCGUGGACGAGCUCCAGAUGGACCAGGUCGAAGUGACCAAGGGCGAGCAAGGCCUGCUGCCGCUCCUCGUGCCGUGCCCGAACCGUCGCGCUGGCACGGGCAGCAACCAAGACAAGUUUGUGCUCAACCCGAGCUGCGGCACGAUCUCGGUCGCUGUCGGCCCCAUUGCAUUGGAGCUGCACCGCUUCCUCGGCAAGCUCAUUGGUAUGGCCGUGCGCCACGGCCUCCAGAUGGGCCUCGACGUGCCGUCUGUCGUGUGGCGUCCACUCGUGGGCCUGCCUCUGCACGUAGCCCACUUGCGCGAAAUCGAUGUCGUUGCAGCCAAUAUGCUCGAGCAAGUCCAAGACGACGCUUUGAAGGGCGAGCCGCUCGUCUUUACGACGCACCUCAGCGACGGCACCGAGGUCCCGCUGCUUCCGGACGGUGACGCGCGGUUGGUCGACAGUAGCAACCGCGCCGAGUACGUCGAGCUCUCGCUUCGGAAGCGUUUGAACGAGAGCAGCCCGCAGCUUCAGGCGCUGCGCGACGGUCUCGCCUCGGUGCUGCCGAUGGAGCUCACGGGGCUCUUUACGGCGCGCGAGUUUGAAGUGCUCGUGUGCGGUCGGCGUCAAGUCGACGUCAACCUACUGCAGCAGUGCACCGAGUACGAAGACGUGGACCCGCAGAGCAACCACAUUCAGUUUUUCUGGCAAGUGCUCCACGAAAUGUCGAACGAAGACCGGACGCUCUUUCUGCGCUUUGUGUGGGCGCGCAGCCGCAUGCCCAACUCGGCCAAGGAGUUUCCCAUGAACUUCAAGAUCCAAGCGCCCCACGACCAAGGCGCGCGCCAGACGCCGGACGCCUACCUCCCGCAUGCGCAGACGUGCUUCUUCUCGCUGAGCCUGCCCGCGUACUCGACCAAGGAGAUUUUGCGCGUCAAGCUGCUCUACGCGAUCCAAAACUCGCCUAACAUGGACGCCGACGUCCGCCUGCACAACGCCGAGGGCUGGGCCGACGCCUAG